AAACAAGAAGAAUGUGGUGUAAAUAUCCUUUAAAUGAAUGAAAUCAUUCAAAAACAAUAUAAUUGAUUAUUUUUCGACAAUUUCAAUUAUAAAAACGCUUUCAAGUAGAUUAUAUUUUUUAGGAUUCUAUAAAAAAAAGAGAUUCAGAUGGCAGCACUAUACAAUGUUGUUAUUGGAAUUAUCGUUUAUAGGUUAGGUUACUGUUUUGUCAAAGUUUAGUACUGUCAUUGAAGAAUGUAAUUUCAUUUUUUCUCUUAAAAACUAUAAUAUUAUUCAAGUAAAUAAAAAUGGAAUGCAAAAUAAAAAAGUCGGUUAUACAUACAGGAACAAGUCAUAAGCCAGUUGAAAAUGGGGCAAAGGUAUUCUUUCACUUUCAAACUCGAUUGAAAGAUCAAGAUGAAACAAUUGUCGAUGACAGUAAGAAAAUGGGGAAACCCAUGGAAUUGGUUCUUGGGAAAAAGUUCAAAUUGGAAGUAUGGGAAACAAUUUUGGCAGCUAUGGCGCUGAAUGAGGUUGCCCGUUUUGAGGUUGACAAAAGUAUGGUACUAUCCUAUCCAUUUGUGUCAAAAACCCUGCGAGAUGCAAAUAAAAAAAAUGGCGAAGUCAGAAGACAUUGCUGUGGAAGCACAUUACAAGCCGAGGGAACCGGAUACGAAGACCUCAAUCAAAUGAUCAAAGAUCCGCAAGACUUGAUCUUCAUCAUUGAACUGUUGAGCAUAGAAAAUCCCGGGGAAUAUGAGAGAGAAACGUGGCAGUUCUCAGAUGAAGAGCGCUUGAGUAGUGUGCCGGUGUUGAGGGAAGAUGGCAACAAUCUCUAUAAGAAUAAUUUGUUCAAAGAGGCCUCCGAAAAGUACGCCAGAGCUCUGGGAUUUCUGGAUCAGCUGAUGCUCAAGGAGAAGCCAAGAGAUGUGGAAUGGAACGAGUUGAAUGCAAUGAGGAUUCCUCUUCUGCUGAACUACGCACAAUGCAUGCUACAAACCAAAAAUUACUACGCUGUCAUAGAGCACUGCACUACAGUUCUGGAGGCUGAUCCUACCAACGUGAAAGCGUUGUUCCGUAGAGGUCGAGCACACAUAGGCGCCUGGAACAAGGAAGAGGCGCGAGCUGAUCUGUCGCAGGCGAAAAAGUUGGACCCCAAAGUGACGUCACUCGUCAAUCAACAACUCGAAGCGCUAGACAAGAUGCUCAAAGAGAAAGAGAAGCAGGAGAGUGAGAGACUCAAGGGCAAAAUGUUCUAAAAACAUACUACUUGGUACAAUAUACAUCCAUAGAGAAAUGAUAGCAUAAGAAGAUAUAAUAUGCCAUGGUUUGUAGAAUUCAUUGAAAGUUUUGUAUUAAAUUUGGUGUUGUAUAUCAAGUUGAGAUGAUACUGUAUCGUAUUGUGUUGAUAAUGUAUCAUGUGUGGUGAUACUGUAUCAUUUAUGGUGAUACUAAAGAGAAAAGAGAAUAUGGAUCCCAUGAUAUAGGAUCUAUAGGAUAUAUAUAGUUCAUGUUCCGAAUUUCACUGCUAACUGAAGCCGAUAGUCCUAUAGUGAGGUCCACGUUAUAAUGGCAGUGGAUAAAGAUAGAAGAAUAGCGAUGCCGAUUCUCUGCAUUAAUUAUAUUUCGACACUGUAAAAAACAUUAUUGGCAUCGUUGUGAACCUAUAAAAUGAUAGUACCACCGGCUUUGUCGAAUGAUAGACAAGGAUAGCAAAACCAAAGUUGAUCAAAUACUGUCAUUAUAACGUGGACCUCACUAUAAUUGUUUUUCGUGAAGCUAUAUGAUGCUGGUAGUCUCUCAUACUGUACCGUUCUUACACUCUCACCCGGCCAAAACAGUAAUAAUAGACAGCAAUCGGCUUGAGUUAACAAGAAAUCAGCUUGAAAUUUGGAACAAAAAUCCUAAACUAUAGAAUGUCUUCUUAUGCUAUAUUUUCUCUAAGAUACAACCUAGAACCUAAAAACCUCUCACCUGUACAGGUCACUAAGCGGUUGGCACACACAUUCUAGUUUUCCUGCCAAGGUUUCUAUAGAGGUAAACUACUUUGAAGAACCGUAACGUGAAUCUCUGCCCUCACAACUCUGCCUAUGCCUGGUCCAAAUGUUGCCUCAGUCGCUGACUCAGCCUGGUAAUGCCUAGUCCACAUCUCAUCAGAUCAGAGCUCAUCUCGUGGUAAACUAACUAUGGUUGAAUUAUUAACUGUGGAAAAUUGAAAGUAAAUAUUAUUCUCGUGUAAAGAUAAAUUCGACCUUGUUUUAUUUCACUGUGAGCCCCGUGUUUAUGAACAGUUCUAGAAAACGGUCUUAGCAACCAUCUAAUAGGAUCCUGAUUGGAUGCCAGGCAACCAAAGCGUGCUUGGCUAAGGCAGUUUCUAAGAACCAUUCAUGAAUACGGCCCUAAAUGUGUGGAGACAAAGCACUGUAUUAUAUUGCAUAAAGGUGCGUACAGAUAUACGCGCCGCGAACAUGAGCAAUUCACUUUUAAUCAGCUGAUUAUAUCUGCAUUUUUACAGAAACGGUAAGAUACAGAAAUAAAAAACUCGGCAUCAGUUGAUUAAAAGUGAAUUGCUCAUGUUCGCGGCGCGUAAAUCUGUACGCACCUUAACAGUGUCAAACCUUGUACCAAAAUUGAUAAAAUAUCGAUUGCAUAUAAUAAUAUUGAUUAAACAGACAAUCUUGUGCUUAUCAGCACUGAAAUCAUGAUAAUUUGAAAUUAUAACAAUGCAUUUAUUGUUACCAUGAACCAAGUUCAGAUUAUUAUUAUUGUUAUUGAACUUAAAAAUUAAAAAUAUUAGUAUUAGAAUAUUUCUUAUCUUCUCUAAUGUUUAUGUCAAUUUUUGAUGAUAUUAUAAUUUUGUUACAGUACUUCAAAUUUUUAGAUAGUUUAAAUUUUUUAGGAGAAAAUCACGUUUUUGUUGAUAACUAUCACUGUUUAAUGUAUAUUUAUAUUUGAAAUUUAUAGUUGAAUACAGGUUAUUUCCUGUAUUUAUACGUCAUGUUUUGUCGAAUGAUCUCUUUGCAAUGUAUUGUGAAAGAAGAAAUAAAAAUGUGUUUUUAUUUACA
Nilaparvata lugens (brown planthopper) is the source of this 3044-nucleotide messenger RNA. Its product is annotated as AH receptor-interacting protein. The transcript has 6 exons. NCBI's taxonomy places the organism in Eukaryota, Metazoa, Arthropoda, Insecta, Hemiptera, Delphacidae. Gene Ontology annotation, molecular function: peptidyl-prolyl cis-trans isomerase activity; protein binding. Bases 288 to 1238 code for a protein of 316 amino acids. The record is from RefSeq and is a predicted model, not a curated record.